This is a messenger RNA of Pseudoliparis swirei, 3380 nucleotides long. Its product is annotated as cilia- and flagella-associated protein 69-like. The coding region runs from base 25 to 2898 and encodes 957 amino acids. The transcript is spliced from 23 exons. The record is from RefSeq and is a predicted model, not a curated record. Gene Ontology annotation, biological process: olfactory behavior; positive regulation of flagellated sperm motility; response to odorant. Gene Ontology annotation, cellular component: non-motile cilium; sperm midpiece. NCBI's taxonomy places the organism in Eukaryota, Metazoa, Chordata, Actinopteri, Perciformes, Liparidae.
UUUUACCAACAAGACGUUUUGAAAAUGGAUUCAGGCAAAAUUGUGCACAGAAGAAACCCGGACAUAAGACCAAGAGCAUCGGAGAAGAACCCACAUAUUCCAGAGGUCGGCGUUAAAAGUCUUGAGCUCAGUAAGGUGAUCCGUCUUCUUGAAGAUCCUUUGACAGCUAACUUGAAGGAGAGGCAUCUUUUUGUCCUGAAGAAACUACUGAAGAGAAGCCACAUCGGCUUUCUUUUAAAGGAGCUGACGGGCAUCUCCAAAAUACUCGACGUCUGUGCUGAGAAGGUGAAGGAGCACCGUGAGUAUGUGCCCAUCCUGUGUGAGGCCCUUCAAAUCUGUAGGCUCCCCUUCCUGAAGGAGAAAGCCUCCGAUGAGCUGAACUACGCUCAGGAUGUCAUCGACUUCCUCUCUCACAUGGGCUACCUGAUGAGGGUGUCCCACGCUGAGGUGAGGCAGCAGAUAGUUGAGUCCGUGAGGUGGUUCUACGGCGCCGUGGCGCCCCGGCUGCUGCUCCACGGUACGGACCGGCCCGCCGGCACCAAGCCUCGGACGGCCAACGGGCCCCGGUUCUCUAGACUCUCCCUGAGGCUGCAGCCGACGUCUCCGGGCUACCGGCUGCAGCUGCUGGAGCGCAGCGCCCUGGCCCCCACGCUGCUGCUCUCCAUGGCCGCCCUGGAGCACCAGCCGGCCGUCAAGCUGCCGCUGCUGCAGGCCCUUCAGCUGCUCUCCAGCUCCUCCGAUAUGAACUGCGCCCUGAUCCUGAACGCUCGGGGAGCAGAGACGACCUGCGCGCACAUGAACGAGCCCGACCCGUCCGGCCAGGUCCUGCUGCGCUCCACCGAGAUCCUCUGGAACCUGCUGGAGAGAGGCAGCGAGGAGGUCACCGCUCAGCUCAGCCGCAUGGAGUGUGUCAUACCUCUGAAAGAAGCGUUUCUCCACCAGCUGAUGAACGGCUCCCGACCCUCUGACCUCCAACUCAGGAACGAUCUGCUCGUGAUCACCACUCUCAUCGCGGAGAGCCCCAGCUGUCUGCUCAUCGAGAGUUUAUUUGCCAAACAGCUCGUGGUUUUGGCCACAUUUCCAGAGCUGAAAAGUUACGACCCUCUGGUCCGCAACCUGAAGCUCGCCUACAAACACGAAGACCUGAAGAUGAAGAAGUUGCUGCUGAACCUGUUGGUGUUGAUGUCGAAGGACUCGGCCGCGCUGCAGCUCUACAAAGAGGAGCGAGUCAUGCUGGCUCUGCUGACGCUGGCCAAGCCGCCCGCUGCCUCGCCCGAGCGCCGCUCCGCGUCGCCCCAUUGGUCCUCGGGCCAGAGGGAGGAGCUCCAGCUGCAGGCGCUGGCCACCCUCUGCACCGUCGCCCCACUCAUGCUGGACGACUACAUGACCCACCAGGGGAACGCCUGCCUGCUGCUCCUGCUGGACUGGUGCGUUGCUCAAGAUGGUUUCUUUGGUCAUGGCUCCCACGGAGGAGGAGGAGGAGGAGGAGGAGGAGGAGGAGGAGGGUCAGGAGGACGAAGAGGCAGCACGAAGGCUCAGAUGCGGCAUUGCAUCCGAGUGCUGAGGUCUGUGACGUCUUUAGGAGAAGACGCGGUCAACCAGGACUUCUGUGAUCAAGGGACCAUCAGCCAGUUCCUGGGGAUUCUGAUGCAGAUGGAAGCGAGUCCCGACGAGGAGGACGUGGUCAGCCUGGAGAUAAAGUCCGAUAUCCAACUGAUACUUUCGGCGCUGUGUGAGAACGACAUGCACAGAAAGGAGCUGUUUGGAUCUGAGGGCGUGGAGAUGGCGAUUCACUUCCUGAAGAAAGGCUGCGACAGCUUCUACAGCGGCGUCGGACACAACAAGCUCAUCCUGUCCACGGUGGACUGCGUGAGGUCCUGUAUAGUGGGCUGCUACACCACAGAAGAUUACUUUUUGGCUAAAGAGGGGGCGUGUCUUCUGUUGGACUUACUCAGUUCGAGCCCCAGAUGCCUACACUCCAACGUCCUCGCCUCCCUGCUGGAGUUGAGCGACAACCCCAACUCCCUGUCCCACGUCCUGAGCUGGAGGGACGCCGGUGGGCAGAGCGCCCCCAGGCUGCUGCUGCACCUGUGGAGGGACGAGGAGGAGGAGCUUCAAGUCAGCCGCAACCGACACGGAGGGGUCGCAGACCCCCAGAGACCCGUCCUCAUGCACCAGCAGCAGGAGGACAGCCUGGUGUUGUUUCCUGGCAGCACCUCGAGUGCAGCGGUGCUGGAGCUGACGGAGAACCUGCGGCUAAAGAUCUACUCCAUCUUCUGCAAACUGGGUUUUCAAGACCUCCCCGGACUGUCGAGACAACAUCAUGUGACCUUGAGCAUCGUCAGGAGAUACCUGGACUUCAAGGUCGGAGAGGUGUGGGACGAGAUCCGCAGGGAGCUGACUCUGGACGGGGUGAGGCCCAUCACCCCCGACGAGGAGGCCCUGAGCGCCAUCUGUAGGAUAGCGGCGGACACGGCGAGGAGGGUGGCGGCGGAGCAGAACGACAUCCUGGAGCAGCAGGAGAAGGAGGACGCCGGCGAGGAGGAGCUGCUGUACACGGAGAUGAAGUCUCACUGGAAGCAGCGGGAGCUCACGGCCAAGUCGUGGGACCGUUACGUCUCCAGGACUUCUAACUAUGACAUCCUCAAGGAAGUGAAAGCUCAGCGGGAGGAGUACAUUGAAUCCUCCAGAGCCGAAGCAAAGCACCCGGAUGCUGCCCCCCACCCGAAAGAGCAUUUCGUGGGUCAGGCGAUGUCCGUGGAGAGAACCGGCGCCGAGGGGCCCGCGGGAGUGAAAGUGACCAUCGCCCGAGUUCCCAUUGAGGCCGCGGGUCCGGGACCCGUCGGAGUCUCGAGUCAGGACCCGGAGUACUUCAGCACCGUGUCUGUAACGGACUGAUGUUUCAUUCGCGCCCAUCGCAUUGUUAUCAAACAUUUAUUUUAUCUUGUGGACUUGAAUGCAACACGACGUGGACCAGAACCCUGCAGCAGCACGGCCACACGGCCACGACCACGUUUACCUAUUUAUGAUCCAGAGCCACAGACUGAAGUGUGGAUGCAGACAUGAGGUCACAUGAUCACAUGAUCACAAUCAGCACCUUGUAGUCUAGUCCUCCCAUUGUACACACACACACACACACACACACACACACACACACACACACACACACACACACACAGUAAACUGACUGGCCUUUGUGGAACUAUAUUCAUGAAUGAUAACAAAACAAGACGUGUGUUUUAGUUUUUUUUAGAUAACAUGAAACAUAAUUUAAUUUGUCAUUAAACAUAAUUAAACGGUUUCUAUGUGUUCAUUCUACCACGUUGUUUGUGCUGCGGGGACCAAAGUACACAAUAAACACCACACUUGUUCACUUUUAA